Aspergillus melleus is the source of this 1128-nucleotide messenger RNA. RefSeq lists its product as uncharacterized. Bases 1 to 1128 code for a protein of 375 amino acids. Lineage: Eukaryota; Fungi; Ascomycota; Eurotiomycetes; Eurotiales; Aspergillaceae. The transcript has a single exon. The record is from RefSeq and is a predicted model, not a curated record.
AUGCUAUCCACCAAAAUUCCCAUUCGGACAGAUGUGAAAGAGGUGCUUGAGUACAUUGGUUUCAAGCCUGAGGCUGCGGAAGACAUAUCUCAGCGCUGGCGUCUGCCACCAGAAGGCCCAUGGGAUCCUAUGGACACUGCCCACCAUCUAGUGGAUGAAUUGGAAUCGCCACGUUAUGCUGGUUUGAAGCUCAGAGAUGCGAUGAGCCGUGUUGGAUUGAAGGACGAAGUGGCAGCGCCAAUCCUUGACCCUGAGUUUCGUGACUUACUGGAUACCCAAGGCUUAUGUUUCUGGAUCAAGGAUACCCUUGAUACCAACUAUGAAACCCUUCUGUGUCGUCAAAAGCUUUUGAAAAGGCACGCCAACAAGGUCAUGGCGCAAAAAAGCCGAAGAGAGCGAGACGGCUUGGAAAAGACUUCUCGGCAAGGUAAACAAUCAUCAGCCACCAUCAAUUUGAGGAUGGAGGACUUCAAACUCCCAGCCGCCCAUGUCUCGGUCAUAGAAGGGGAUCCACAGCCCGUCUUACCCGAUCACGUUGUUCUCUACCGAGGGAUGGCCUAUUGUCAUCAUUACCCGAAUGACCAAAUUGUCAAGAAUGAUGGGAGUAUCCAAUUGCUCAAGGCGCAUAAUCGGCGGUAUAAUGGGGAUUUCAAUGAAGGCCGCAGUGGCUACUACUGGGCGGAAGAGAAGAAGACGGCCGAACGAUAUCGUAAAUGGGCCGCUCUUCGGUGUCCCACAAGUGAUACUUGCAUCAUUCAGAUCCAGGUGCGCAGGACCUUUUUGGACCAGCUGGUAUGUUUUACAGCCUCGCCUUUCAACACAUGGAAGGACUUUGUUUGGAACUUGAGAAACUACGGACGCUACGGGGAACUGCCAGAUCAUCUCAAGGAAGUGAAGAAUGCAGAUCUCAUCAAGGGCUAUACAUAUACAGGCAGAUCAAGAAUAAAGGGGAAAAGUCUUACAAAGCUAACGAGCGACAAUUUGCUACGCUGUCCUUCCACCGGUCGACCAGCCAUACAGUGGAUGUUUACCUUGUCCGGCUGGCCUGCGAUCGACCGACUAAACGCUGAAGUUCGUGGAAAUGUCCACCUUGAUCUCUUUGCGGCCACGAAGCUCGCUGCAGAAUGA